AUGGGUUUCAAAAGAACAAUUGGCCUCUUGUUAGGCAUCCUGCUGGCCCUCGACCAAGUCUCAGUGCUGGCUCAGCCCGGUCGUCCUACCUUUGCAAAACGUCCAGACAUCCAACCGAAUCCCAUCCAGCCGUACAAGGCAAUCCCCCUCCACUCUCGGCGUAAUUCCCACAAGGUAUGCUAUGUCAAGCCUAGCCUCAACGGGGGUGACGAUGCCGGGAGAGUCGAAGCUGCACUGCGACGGUGCAACAACGGCGGGACAAUUGUGCUCGACAAGGAGUACUCCAUCUGCACUCCUCUUGAUCUACGCUUCUUAAAGCAUGUGGACGUCGCCCUGACCGGAAAGGUCGAGUUCUGCCCCGAGCUGGAAUUCUGGCAGCAGAACGUGUUUCAAUUCCAUUUCCAGAAUGCCUCCUCCUGGUGGGUUUGGGGCGGCGAGGAUAUUCACCUCUACGGCGCGGGCACCGGUGUCAUCCAUGGGAACGGCCAGCCCUGGUGGGACGCGGCCGCAGGCAAUUCGAGCGUUAGACGCCCGUUGCUAUUUAUUACAGAUGGUUGGCACGGCGGUUCCAUUACCGGCCUGAAGCUGCGGCAGUCACCCAACUGGCACAACUUCAUCGCCAACAGCUCCGACCUUCUCAUCUCUGACAUGGAUAUCUUCUCGCGCUCAUCGUCGGAGGCCUGGGCAUCGAACUUGGACGGCUGGGACACGUUCCGCUCAGACAACGUGGUUAUUCAGAACUCUGUCAUCAAUCACGAUGACGACUGCGUCUCGUUCAAACCAAACAGCACCAAUAUUAUCGUCCAGGGCUUGCACUGUAACGGCUCCCACGGGAUCUCGGUUGGCUCGCUUGGAAACUACCCGUAUCAGUACGAUAUCGUCUCAGACCUGUACAUCUACAACAACACUAUGGCCAACACCACCACGGCAGCACGACUCAAGGUCUGGCCAGGCGCUGAGGCCGUCAAGAAAGGCAAUCCGCCCUGGGUCGGUGGGGGAGGCAAGGGAUACGUGCGCAACGUUACCUAUGACCUGAUGAUCAAUGAUAACAACGACCUCGCCAUUCAAAUUGACCAGUGCUACGGGGCCAUCAAUGCGAGCGAGUGCUUGGAUCACCCGUCCGGCGUCAUUCUGACCAACGUACUCUUCAAGAAUAUGUGGGGUACCUCAAAUGGUGCGAAUGAUCCCGUUGCUGGCCAGCUUAUCUGUGGUUCAGCGGAUUCCUGCGACAAUAUUCGAGCGGAGAAUGUCACCCUGACGAACUCCAGUGGGCAGCCGUCGGAGUGGCAGUGUAGAUACAUGGAUGAAGAGCUUCUGGAUCUUGGUGGCGUCGGUUGCAUCCCUGCAUGA
Messenger RNA from Aspergillus nidulans FGSC A4, 1350 nucleotides. Its product is annotated as protein pgxD. The coding region runs from base 1 to 1350 and encodes 449 amino acids. The transcript has 3 exons. NCBI's taxonomy places the organism in Eukaryota, Fungi, Ascomycota, Eurotiomycetes, Eurotiales, Aspergillaceae. Gene Ontology annotation, cellular component: extracellular region. Gene Ontology annotation, biological process: carbohydrate metabolic process; pectin catabolic process. Gene Ontology annotation, molecular function: galacturan 1,4-alpha-galacturonidase activity; polygalacturonase activity. The record is from RefSeq and is a predicted model, not a curated record.